Esox lucius (northern pike) is the source of this 2044-nucleotide messenger RNA. RefSeq names its product solute carrier family 46 member 3. Bases 405 to 1820 code for a protein of 471 amino acids. Gene Ontology annotation, molecular function: transmembrane transporter activity. Gene Ontology annotation, biological process: vacuolar transmembrane transport. The transcript is spliced from 6 exons. Gene Ontology annotation, cellular component: lysosomal membrane. NCBI's taxonomy places the organism in Eukaryota, Metazoa, Chordata, Actinopteri, Esociformes, Esocidae. The record is from RefSeq and is a predicted model, not a curated record.
GUAAGAGACACAUAUUGAAAUUCAUAUUUUAAUGAAAAGGAAAAGAAAAACAUGUUUGUUAUCUGCCAUAUACAGGUUUGGUUCCUCAAACCAAUACUCUUCUAAUAGUAUUGAAUAUUAAACAAACAAAAUACGAGGGGGAAAACUGGAUGUAGAACCGAGGGGGAGACCGGAUACGUCAUUGUAUGUUCGGGUCACCUCUUGGAAAGCCAACCAAUCACUGGACGAGAGGGGCGGAACAAAAUGACAUAAACAGGUUUCAUAAGUGGUGGAUACGCUGCAGAUGUACGGAUAAAUGUCUGGUUCUUUGGGAUGUGUUGCCUUGUGAGUUUUGAGAACUAUCUAUUAAUCAGCAAAUGACGGAGUAAAAGGGAUCCGUGUGUGUGUCUGCGUCAACCCGGAGAAUGAAGGGCUUGUUCCUGAUCGAGCCGCUGGUGGCCCUCUAUUCCUUUGCCAGUUUCCUGGUCCUACCGCUGGUUCAGCAGUACGUGUACAGGAGACUGUGGCAGGAGCUGACCAACACGACCUACCCAGUGUCAGCCAACGCCUCACGCUGUGGUCCAUCCAAUACCAGCAGCCAUCAUGAGGACGUCCAGAAGGCAGCGUCUCUUUUCUCUCUGUAUUCCGAGCUCUUCUCCAUGAUCCCUUCUGUCGCCGUCACCCUCAUCCUCGUCUCCUAUAGCGACCAGCGCGGACGCAAGAUCACCAUCGUCCUGCCUCUGAUUGGCUCUCUGGUCUAUGCACUUUCCUUCCUGGCCGUGUCUUUCUUCGAGCUUAACGUGUACCUCCUCAUCGUCUCCUCCUUCGUCAGUGCCCUGUUCGGGGGCUUAGGGACGUUCCUGGGCGGCUGUUUCUCCUAUGUCGCCGACCUGUGUGAGGACGGACAGCAGAAGACGCUGCGCAUGGCGGGUGUGGACAUGGUGAUUGGCCUGCUGUCUGGGUUGGCCUCUAUCUCCACUGGCUAUUUCCUACAGGCGGCGGGUUUCAACUGGCCCCUCUUCACCGUCGCUAUACUGCAUUGUGUCAACCUGCUCUAUGCCGUGUUUGUCCUGGAGGAGUCCCUAAAACCAGCCCCGGACGACCCCCUGGGAAGCUCCCCGCUCCGGAACGCCGUACAUCACAUGGCCUGCGGGGUCUACCAGCUGUUUGCGAAGGCCAGCAGGAGGCGCAACAUCCUCCUGGUGCUCCUCCUGCUACUCUUCAUCUCCUUUGCGUUCGCCAACAUCGGUGGCCUCUCUUUGAUUACGUUGUACGAGCUCAAUCAACCUCUGUGCUGGAACGAGAUCCUGAUUGGCUACGGCUCGGCCCUGUCCACUACGGUGUUCCUGACCAGCUUCGUGGGCGUGAUGGCGUUCUCUCGGUGUGGCGUGCCCAACCUUGCCAUCAUCCUCAUCGGAAUACUGAGCGUCAUGAUCGCAAUGACCCUGGUGUCCUUCGCCAAGACCACGCUUGUUAUGUUCCUGGUCAGGCUUCCGAUGCUGUUCGCCAUCAUGCCUUUCCCAGUGCUGAGAUCCAUGAUGUCCCAGGUUGUGUCCAAGACCGAACAGGGAGCGCUGUUUGCUUGCGUGGCGUGCCUGGACACCAUUAGCAACGGUGUGGCCAGCAUUGUGUUCAGCAGUCUCUACGCUGUCACAGUGGCCUGGUUCCCGGGAUUCUGCUUCCUGUUAUCUGCAGGACUCUGUGUCAUCCCCUUGGCCCUGCUGGUGGGUGUGGGGCUCCUAGAGGUGAAUGAAGAUAAAGAGCCUUCGGAUGCGGACGCCAUCAUCCCAGGAGAGGAAGACCUGUCUGGGUACGACAAUGAAACCCCUCCCCUUAUCUGAGACUGGAGGAGGCACCGGAGAGUCCAGAUCCAGAUUCUCCACAGAGUAUGCUUUUUAAUCCAGGGCUAUGUUUACGCUCUGUUGGGGAAAUGUGUCAUUAUGGUAUAUGGUACAAUGGGCAGAGGUGAAUUGAAGUAUACAGUACAGGAUGUCUUUGGCAGUUUCUCUCAGGUAAACUGCUCAAGCAUAAUGCCAUAUAUAUAUAUAUAUAUAUAUAUAUAUAU